CCCGAGCAUGACGGCCACGGCCGCCGAGCCCUCCCGCGCCGCCCGGCUGCUGUCCGCGCUGCUCUACGGCGCCUGCUCGCUGCUGCUGGUGCUGCUCAACAAGACGCUGCUGACCGCCUACGGCAGCCCCAGAGAAUGAGUGGGAGCCAAGAAGGCCUGAGCGUGGAUGAAUGGCGUGAGGUGAUGGCUGUCCCUUUCCGUGUGGUGUGAGCUUCCCUUCACCGAUUGUUCUCGGAAUUGGACAGAUGGCAGCCACCAUCAUGAUCCUGUAUGUAGCCAAGCUAAAUAAAAUCAUUCACUUUCCUGACUUUGACAAGAAAAUUCCUGUAAAGCUGUUUCCUCUACCCCUCCUCUAUGUUGGGAACCACUUAAGUGGAUUAUCAAGCACCAGUAAAUUAAGGGUUAUAUCUGAGAAGACUGACCCAAGCCUGCCGAUGUUCACCGUGCUCAGGAAGUUUACCAUCCCGCUCACUCUGCUCCUGGAGACUGUCAUACUCGGGAAGCAGCACUCCCUGGGCAUCGUGGUCAGCGUCUUCGCCAUUGUCCUCGGUGCUGUGGUGGCAGCUGGUUCCGACCUUGCCUUUAACUUGGAAGGUUAUGUGUUUGUAUUCCUGAAUGACGUCUUCACAGCGGCAAAUGGAGUUUACACCAAACAGAAGAUGGACCCCAAGGAGCUGGGGAAGUAUGGGGUGCUCUUCUACAAUGCCUGCUUCAUGAUCAUCCCCACUUUUCUCAUCAGUGUCUCCACCGGAGACCUCCGGCAGGCGACUGAAUUCAACCAGUGGAAGAAUGUCCUAUUUAUUAUGCAGUUCCUUCUUUCCUGUUUUAUGGGGUUCCUGCUGAUGUUCGCCACGGUGCUGUGCAGCCACUACAACUCAGCGCUGACCACGGCCGUGGUGGGAGCUGUCAAGAAUGUGUCUGUUGCGUACAUUGGGAUGUUAGUUGGUGGAGACUACAUUUUCUCUGUAUUAAACUUUGUAGGAUUAAAUAUUUGCAUGGCUGGAGGCCUGAGAUACUCCUUCUUAACCCUGGGCAGCCAAUUAAAACCUAACCCUGCUGAAGAGGAAAACGAAAGCCUCCCUGGGGACGCGAAGAGUUAGGUGUGGGGGCAGGACUGCAGACUGACUUGCAGACCGGCUUGGGCAGGCGUUCGAGGCUGGGUUGCACAGCCAGAGUGGGGGACCCUCACCACCCUGGUUAUAGCACAGAUGGUGACCACCAUCUCAGGGCAUGGUGAGUGGCAGGGACCUGAGGAAGGCCCUGAUGCAGAGCCUGGCGGCCAGAAGGAAGCAGCCCUGGGGGCGGAAGGAGAGGACGGGGUCCUGCUCACCCUGUACCCCACUUCACUGCCAUGCUCGAUCCCGACUCCUCCCCCGGCCCCUAGUCCCAUGACCACCACGGCAGGGUGCUACAGGAACAGCUUUAUUGCCUUCAACAAACAUCUGUUUAAUAAAAUCAGUCCGUCAAUCAGCAGAACGGUUGUUAGCUUUGGUGUGAGUCAUACUGGCAUCACUCCCUAAUGAUCUGGGUGAAAUAAAAUCAUUUCUAUAAACCCCUCA
This is a messenger RNA of Cavia porcellus (domestic guinea pig), 1559 nucleotides long. RefSeq names its product solute carrier family 35 member D2 (gene Slc35d2). Bases 246 to 1100 code for a protein of 284 amino acids. NCBI's taxonomy places the organism in Eukaryota, Metazoa, Chordata, Mammalia, Rodentia, Caviidae. Gene Ontology annotation, molecular function: UDP-N-acetylgalactosamine transmembrane transporter activity; UDP-N-acetylglucosamine transmembrane transporter activity; UDP-glucuronate transmembrane transporter activity. Gene Ontology annotation, cellular component: Golgi apparatus. The record is from RefSeq and is a predicted model, not a curated record. The transcript is spliced from 14 exons.